AUGGCUCCUCUGCGACGUCAUAUCGGAGCCAGCCGCAGAAAGAGACAGGAGGAAGAUGGUGAAGAAGAGGGUUCAAUGGCUGGGGACAUGGGAGAUGACUCGUUGAGCGAAGGUUCGGUCGACAGCCACCAGGAGGACGAGGAUGCAGACGGAGAAGUCAGUGAAGAGAGCGAGGACGAGGUCCCUACGUUGGAUAAGGCGGGCAAGGUCAACGGUCGUGGGGUGGACAGAUCUACACGGAACAGUUCUGCAUCGCCCGAAAAACCAGGACUCAAGACAACAGUUUCGGAUACAGAGGCAAUGUUCAACGGCCUGAAGGUCUCAGACGAUGCGGGCGAUGCUGCGGAGGUUCAUUUCGACGAUCUGAGGGAACAACGGGAGCCUCAUGCUGGAAGAACGCCGUCCGCCCCUCCAACCGAACCAAAUCGGAACAAUUUAGCUUCCAGAAAGCGCCGCGAGAAUGACAAGUAUGUGAAGGAACGAGAGCAGAACCCAGCCUUCGUCCCCACUCGCGGCAGCUUUUUCCUUCAUGACAAGCGAUCCAUUGACAACGGUCACCGACUCAAGAGCAAGUCUCGCCCCUACGGCCUGAUCGUAGAUGGCAGCUCUCGUAGGUCUUCCAAGCCCGAUGCCAGCGGAGGGCAGUGGGCACACGAUCUCCACGAUACCGUGGCCGAGGAUCGACCUGCAGCAAAGCGCCCAACACCAUCCACGAUGCCUAAUCCUGGCGCAUCCGUCCCCACGGCCCCGAGAUCUUCCCCGCCCAAUCGGUCUUUUUCGAGCACAACGUUGGUUGGGAACGUACCUGUGGUCGUUUCCUUGCCGGGGAUGGCCAACCCAAUUCAUUUUUCUUCCGUGCCCAAGAGACUCCACACCCGGCUACCUCAACAUCGACCACCCUUGCGACGCGACAAGCCGGUACGAAUUUCUCUUCCCAGCCAGCCGCCCCGAUAUAUCUUCCCUUCGGUUGAACGUUCCUUUAUCUUCAUCCCCGCGCGUUGCGGCCGAACCAAGUCUCUCGUGGUCGAGGUCGUGGGGGCGGAUGGUACAGUGGACGACGUCCCAGCUACUACCCCAAUUCAUCUUACACCCCGAGCGUCGUCAGCCGUCGAUCUUCGUUUGGCAUGCCACCAUCUCAGGAUGGGUGGCCGUCACCUGCUGGAUCUGUCUACUCCAGACCCUUAA
Molecule: messenger RNA, 1185 nt
Organism: Penicillium mononematosum
Lineage: Eukaryota; Fungi; Ascomycota; Eurotiomycetes; Eurotiales; Aspergillaceae
Exons: 2
Coding region: 1-1185 (394 amino acids)
Biological process (GO): mRNA processing
Cellular component (GO): exon-exon junction complex
Molecular function (GO): mRNA binding
Source: RefSeq, a predicted model, not a curated record